GUAAGCAGAAUUCUUUUCUUCUUGGCCUAGUCUGGCCUGGGGAUAGAAGAUAGUGGAAAUUUGAAGCGGAAAGUAAGUUGGAGCAGGUGGUGGUCAGGAAGGGGGUGAAUGCUUAAAGGUUGGGAGUCCAGGAAAGGACUUUCUCUGGGUGCUAAGGAAGCAGCACUGGAGAGGAUCAUGAGUGGGCUGGAGCGUCCUGGGGAAGGACCAGGGCUCUGUUCACAGGAUGCUUGGACACUGGACAGAACGGGCUUCCAGAUGACAUUACUUGAUGCCUAGGUUAUGGCUGAGGUCCUGAUGCUCCCUCAGCCCUUCAUUGCUCUUCCCACUACUUAGGUCAAUAUUUAUGUGUCCUGUACCCAGAGAGGCCCCUGGACUCACCACUGUCCGGGUUCCUCUCUCCCUGUCCCGCCUUCCCCACCGCCCUCCCCACUGGCCAGUCCCCACGCCCACACAUCCGAGGCUGCCUCAUCUGGCACCAAUUAUCCCUGCUGCCGCCGCCGCCGCUACUUCUGCUGCUUCUGCUGCUAAACUCGGCUGCUGCCUCUGUCUUGGGGACCCCAGUGCCUCUCCCCUCAGCCAUGCAGCCUGCUGCCACAGCCUUCCUCUUGGGGCUCCUCCUCCCUGCCUGGACCCUGCUGCCUUUUGCCCAGGGCCAGACCCCCAACUAUACCAGACCUGUGUUCCUGUGUGGAGGGGAUGUGACUGGGGAAUCAGGUUACGUGGCAAGUGAGAGUUUUCCCAACCUCUACCCCCCCAAUAAGGAGUGCAUCUGGACAAUAACGGUCCCUGAAGGCCAGACUGUGUCCCUCUCCUUCCGAGUUUUUGACCUGGAGCUACACCCUGCCUGCCGUUAUGAUGCUCUGGAGGUCUUUGCUGGGUCUGGAACUUCGGGCCAGCGGCUCGGACGCUUCUGUGGGACCUUCCGGCCAGCACCCAUAGUGGCCCCGGGCAACCAGGUGACCCUGAAGAUGACAGCGGAUGAGGGUACAGGAGGACGAGGCUUCCUGCUCUGGUACAGCGGGCGGGCCACCUCGAGCACUGAGCACCAAUUUUGUGGGGGGCGACUGGAAAAGGCCCAGGGAACACUGACCACGCCCAACUGGCCCGAGUCUGAUUACCCCCCGGGUAUCAGCUGUUCCUGGCACAUCAUCGCACCCCCAAACCAGGUGAUCUCGCUGACCUUCGGGAAGUUUGACGUGGAGCCGGACACCUACUGCCGCUAUGACUCGGUCAGUGUGUUCAAUGGAGCCGUGAGUGACGACGCCAAGAGGCUGGGGAAGUUCUGCGGAGACACCGCCCCGGGUCCCAUCUCCUCCGAAGGAAAUGAGCUCCUCGUCCAGUUCGUCUCGGACCUUAGCGUCACUGCCGAUGGAUUCUCAGCCUCCUACAGGACACUGCCGCGGGGUGCCGCCAAAGAAGGGCCAGCUCAGAGCCCGGGAGAGGAUGCCCGGCCGGGUCCCCCGCUCCUUGGCCCGGGCCCCAAGCCAGGAACCCCGCCCAAAGUCAAGCCGGAACCCCCACCUGCGGAGAAACCAAAAGCCACGCCUGAGGUCCAGGCAACCCCUGUGGGCCCUAAUGCACCCAGUGUCACCUGCCCAAAACAGUGCCGGCGGACAGGCACCUUGCAGAGCAACUUCUGUUCCAGCAAUCUGGUGGUGACGGCAACAGUGAAGUCCAUGGUUCGGGGCCCAGGAGAGGGCCUUACUGUCACUGUCAGUCUCAUUGGUGUUUACAAAACUGGAGGCUUGGACCUGCCCUCUGCACCUACUGAUACCUCCUUGAAGUUUUACGUGCCUUGCAAGCAGUGUCCCCCCAUGAAGAAAGGAGCCAGUUAUCUGCUGAUGGGCCAGGUGCAAGAGAACAGAGGUCCUAUCCUUCCUCCAGAUAGCUUUGUGGUCCUCUACCGGCCCAGCCAGGAUCAGGUCCUCACCAAUCUCAGCAAGAGGAGGUGCCCCUCUCAGCCUGUUCGGGCUGCUAGGUCCCAGGCCUGAAAUCCAGGCCAGCCUUGGCCAUUGGCCCUAGGGAUCCAUUUUUUAACCAAAUAAAUAUUCUUUGACUGGGGAAGGGAUCACAUAUCCAUUUUUAUGGUUUUGGUGCCCAUCUUGGGGAUUUAUUUUCAUUCACUCAAUAAACUCAACAGACAUUUAUUUUAUAGAA
Myotis davidii is the source of this 2160-nucleotide messenger RNA. It is a transcript of the gene PCOLCE, whose product is annotated as procollagen C-endopeptidase enhancer. Bases 582 to 1994 code for a protein of 470 amino acids. Gene Ontology annotation, molecular function: protein binding. The transcript is spliced from 9 exons. NCBI's taxonomy places the organism in Eukaryota, Metazoa, Chordata, Mammalia, Chiroptera, Vespertilionidae. The record is from RefSeq and is a predicted model, not a curated record.